Branchiostoma floridae (Florida lancelet) is the source of this 1078-nucleotide messenger RNA. RefSeq lists its product as uncharacterized. Lineage: Eukaryota; Metazoa; Chordata; Leptocardii; Amphioxiformes; Branchiostomatidae. The transcript has 8 exons. The record is from RefSeq and is a predicted model, not a curated record. The coding region runs from base 127 to 1065 and encodes 312 amino acids.
CAGAAUGGUAUUUGUCUCGUCUGGCCCUAGGUUGAGACAAUUUAAUCUUCACGGUACAUGCUGUACUUAGCUGUCGGUUGAAUAAUAAAGCAGGAGUGUGCCUUAGAGAGUGUCUGACCACGUGACAUGGACAAGUUGGGCACGGAUUGGUUCAAGGAUGUCAAGAACAUCCGACAAACAAAAGAAGACUUGAAGGAGAUUGCGAAGAACAAAGAUGGCAAUGCUUUCCGUUCCGUGGUGGAUUUCCUGUGCGCAUGCCUGGAUUGUUCCACACCACAACAUCUGGAAGCCUUCAAAAGUGUUUUAAGAGACAACUUGGUCAAGUGGAAGGAUCAUGAGAAGGAAGUUUGCGAGAUUCUGGAUAAGUUCCGAAUUCUCGAAGAGAAGGCGGACGGUGAUAACAGGUGGUACAACUCACGGGUGGAUGAUGCUGUCAGAGACCUGCUGGAGAGGUCAAAAACUUGCCAUAAGAAGAUCAGACCCAACGUGGUGAAUCUUCUUGUGUUCGCCCUGAACAAAGGCACGGAGACACAUUUGCACCUGGCCAAGGGAAUGACGUGGGCUGAUGGCAUCCGAGAAAUGUUCAACAAGGCGAACGAUGCGGAGGCGAAGAGUAUGCUAAUAGCCUACUUCGAGAUGAUAAAAUCGGAGACAUUUGAUCCCAACUCAACAGUUGCCAUCGCAGUUACGUCCAAUCUAUGUCAGAAUCUAGCUGAAUGUGCAAAAAGUACAGAGAAUGUGAAAACGUUAUCAGAGAUUAUCAACUACUGCUCAGAGAAGGAGCUGUACAAAGAAGACCAGCCGGACCGGGAAACUGUCUACGGCAUGGCCAUCAGGGUCUCGUUGGCAAAUUUCCUCAGCAAGAACAUGAGUAACCCUGAGCAUCUGAUGCUUGUGAUGCCUGGAUUCAUCCGACUCCUUGGCAACGAAGAAGUGUCCGAGCAGAUGAGCCUGUCCAGUUACGUCAACAUGUUCCUGCAGCAGGGGGAGGUGCUGGCUCCACACGCAGACCCGCUCCUGGAUACCUUCAUCAACACAGAUGCCAAUGAAAUAGCUAGUCAGUAAAAUUGUGGUUUAU